Doryrhamphus excisus (bluestripe pipefish) is the source of this 2817-nucleotide messenger RNA. It is a transcript of the gene pip5k1bb, whose product is annotated as phosphatidylinositol-4-phosphate 5-kinase, type I, beta b. The record is from RefSeq and is a predicted model, not a curated record. Gene Ontology annotation, molecular function: 1-phosphatidylinositol-4-phosphate 5-kinase activity. Gene Ontology annotation, cellular component: plasma membrane. NCBI's taxonomy places the organism in Eukaryota, Metazoa, Chordata, Actinopteri, Syngnathiformes, Syngnathidae. Gene Ontology annotation, biological process: phosphatidylinositol phosphate biosynthetic process.
CACAUACACACACACACACACACACACACACACACAUAGUGGGCAUUCUGCUUGUAUCACCACCACAGUAGUUCAUGCCCAGUAAUAGUCAGUGGUGUUGUAUUGGACGUAGGCUGCCUUUAAGUUAAUUCAUCUGAUCCACUGCAGGAAAACGCUGCACCACCGCGGAAAAAAGAAAACAUUCAUUUUUUUAUACUGCACUCAGAAGGGGAAGACUAGCAGGUUCCUGACAAUACAUCCUUACUGUGGAUGAACAUUCAACCUGGCGAUCAAGAGAUGUUGUCUUAAUAAAUGUUAAAGACACAGCUUUUUAUUAAGCAAGAUGUCAACCACAACAGAAAAUGGAAUUGGAGGUGCUUGGAGUACCAACAGGGAAAAAACAUACAAGAAGACAACGUCAUCGGCCUUGAAGGGAGCCAUUCAGCUGGGCAUUGGCUAUACAGUUGGAAACCUCACCUCCAAACCAGACAGAGAUGUGCUUAUGCAAGAUUUCUAUGUGGUGGAGAGUGUCUUUUUACCCAGUGAGGGAAGCAACUUGACCCCUGCACAUCAUUAUCCUGACUUCCGCUUCAAGACCUAUGCCCCACUGGCAUUUCGCUACUUCAGGGACUUGUUUGGCAUCAAACCUGACGACUAUCUGUACUCACUUGUCAAUGAGCCUUUGAUUGAGCUGACUAACCCUGGAGCCAGUGGAUCUCUCUUCUACUUGACCUCUGAUGAUGAGUUCAUCAUUAAAACAGUUCAGCACAAGGAGGCUAAAUUCCUGCAGAGAUUACUUCCUGGAUACUAUAUGAACCUGAACCAGAACCCACGUACUCUACUUCCCAAAUUUUAUGGACUGUACUGUAUCCAGUCAGGAGGCAUCAAUAUCCGGCUGGUGGUUAUGAACAAUGUGCUGCCUCGCUCGGUCAAAAUGCACCACAAAUACGACCUGAAAGGAUCCACAUACAAGAGGCGAGCCUCCAGGAAGGAGAGAGAGAAGGCAUGUCCCACCUUCAAAGAUCUGGACUUCCAGGACAUGCACGAAGAAGGACUUUACUUUGACACAGAGACGUACAACAACCUGAUGAAGACGCUGCAGAGAGACUGCCGGGUGUUGGAGAGUUUUAAGAUCAUGGACUACAGCCUGUUGCUGGGUGUUCACGUCCUGGACCAGAACCAGAAAGAGGGUUCCGAUCAGGGCCAGGCAGUAGGGGACCGAGCCAGACCUGUAGCCCAAAGGGUCCUCUACUCCACCGCCUUGGAGUCCAUCCAGGGAGACGGCAAGGCUGCUGAAGCCCUCACCACAGAUGACACCAUGGGUGGCAUCCCUGCCAAAACACACAAAGAAGAUAAGCUGCUCAUCUUUCUUGGCAUCAUCGAUAUUCUACAAUCAUACAGAUUCAUAAAGAAGCUGGAACAUUCAUGGAAAGCUCUGGUGUAUGAUGGCGACUCUGUGUCGGUGCACCGACCCGGCUUCUACGCCAGCCGCUUUCUCAAGUUCAUGAGCACUCGGGUCUUCCGGAAGACUCAGCAGAUUAGAUUCUCCCCUUCAAAGAGGACUCGUACAUCCAUUCCCGCUCUGAAGUCGUCCUCUCAGGAGAUCCUUUCAUUGCGGGUGGAUGAGAGGGAUGAGGAGAAAGACAGGGGGGGUCCUCUGGAAGGGGCUCGCAGUCUGGCUAGUUUGGAUGGACAAGCUGUGUUUGCUUCAUACCUUCACCCAGACCUGGUUCAUGCCAACACAUCCUUUUUGGAGGGCUCCUCCAUGGGAACUCUCUCCUCCUCCUGCAUCUUGGUUGGCGUGGACAACCAAAGUGAUGAGAGAGAUGACAUUGCAUCGAGUUCCACGUUUACCUUGGAGGACAGCGCCAUCUGCCUCACAUCGGCGCAUAGCACCAUGGAUGUGGACCGUGAUGAUGCAUCGGUUCUUGACGUCUACUUGUGAAAGGAGGACCUUCUUCACAAGCUUCAUCUUCACCUGACAAUCUCCACGUCAUGGUCUCACUGGCUGAAUCAGCUCAUUUAGUACUGCUGCUCCAUUCUUCUUGUUGCCAACACAUGAGAGGACAGUGGAUGGACUGAUGGUCACAUCAACGGAUACCAUGUGACAUCAUGCCAUGUGAUCAACACACAUGGCAAAUGCAGUGCCAUGUAUGUUCUUAUCACAAAGAUCUAUACAAUCUAUUUAUCCGCUAUAUACAUUACUGUGCUGAACUGUGAUGAGGAAUGUUUACAGUGGAGUCACGGUGACAACAUGGGACUCUAUAGUGAACACACGCACACCCCGACGGGAUGAUUGAAGGCCUUAGUGACAAGGUCAAGGUAGAGCCAUUUCCAGGCAGGAGCCAGGUGCUGCUGCACAGCCAAGAAAGGAGGAAAGACUUAAAUCAAGGAACCUCCUCCUCUUGAUUCAAAACAGCACUUUUGGACUGGAGUAGGAGAUGAUGCAUAGCAGGGUGGAGUACUGACAUAAGCACAAACUUGGACGAGUGAACAUGCACCCCCCCCCCCCCCACAAAAAUGAACCAAGUGACAUUGUAGAUCUUUUUGGAGAAGUUUUGUUUGUAUCAUAGCAGAAAAGCAGUUUAUUCUUUUAUACCGAGUAACUGCAUCCUCUUGACCAAAUAUUUACAUCAUGAAGCUGUCUUGAUACCUCUUCUUCACUGAUAUUUCCAGCUCGAAAUGUCCAAUACCAGGAUCCUGUUGUCAAUGCCAUAAUUUAUUAUGUAAAACAAUUUCACCAUUUGCUGAUAAGAAAUCACAGAAUGUAAAGACAAUGCAUAUUUAUAUAGGAGACCCCUCUGAAUAAAGUGAUAAACAUUGAGUGGCUUGCAUCUU